AUGAAGGAGUUGAACGAGGAUUCCAGCUCGAUCGCUACGUUGAGGACAAUUCGAUCUAAGUUCCCCUGGCAUACACGCGAAAAAGUUGGCGAACUGAAGGGUAAAUGUGACUCUAUGUGGACAGUGGACGAGCUGUUGUUAGCUCUAAGCACGGUCACUGAUAGACUGCAAGUGGUAGAGAAUUCCGAUCCAGCAGAUCAUCGCGCUUAUAAUUUGGAUUCCACAGUUCGUCAGCAUUCUCCCUCCCCGUAUAGGUAUCCCGGCACGAGUCAGCCGUACAUGAGACCUCCGACUCCUUAUUACCCACGGCGCACAUCCCGUAGCCCUAUCAGACCUCAGUAUACCACACCAUGGAAGCCUCGUUGUGCCUUCUGUUUCCGUCAUGGACAUGCUUCGAAGUGUUGUAUGACAGUACCCGACGUGCAACAGAGGAGAGAGCUCGUCAACCAAUACAGACUGUGUUGGCUGUGUCCCGAAGAAGCCUUGUCUGCUACAUUACCACCAGCGCUUUAUCCGUCGUACCCACCUGCGCAAUUCCAACAGCGCUCUCCUUCACCUAGACGCGUGCAGUUCGAGACGACAGCGCACCCUUCACCAUCUCGCACCCAAUACGCGGGUCCGCGCACUUCUCCUUCGCGUCGACCUACACUUAAACCGCCAUCUCCAUCUAGGCAUCAAUCACGUUCCAACUCUAGACGCGCUACUCUUCCUCGAAGAUCUUCAAGCGCGUUUCCCGCUGUGCAAACUUCCAUUUGCACUCCAGUCGCGCAUGAUUCCACCCAGUCAGAUGAGCCCAUAGAGUUGCUCGACCAACAUGAAGCUAGCUUAGGGUCACAUCCACCUUCAUCCUGCACGUCUGUGUGCCAAGCUGCUUGUGCAACUCAGGUUCCUCGUCUGAUGGUGGUUCAUGCUAUAACCCGAAACCUCAAAACUAGUACGAAUGAACUGCUUACUGUUUUCCUCGAUAGUGGUGCGCAGUAUAGUUUCGUCUGUGCCUCGCUGGCAUACCAUCUUGGCCUGAUUUUCAAGAAUACUAGGACUGUCACAACUCUGACCUUCGGAGGACACCAGUUCACUGAAGACUCGUCAGAAGUCACACUCACGUUAUGGGACCAGCUCGAUCGUCCAAUCCAACUUCAGCUUUGGACGCGCGAUACCAUCACAACGGUCCCAAAGGCGAACAACUUGGAUGAGACAAACAACACCUAUAUGGACGAUAGAGUCGAAGUUGACGUACUCAUUGGAAUAGAUAACUACUGGCGCGUUGUGGACUUGCAUAGAAUUGAGAAGCUUCCAUCAGGUCUUAUUCUGUCGCACACUCGCUUCGGACCACUUCUAUUAGGUCUUAGUUAUCCAGUAGUAUCGGAGAUCACUAGCUCGGCAACGACCCCACUUAAAGAAGAAGACAAAAUGAUAGUGAAAUCAUCAUUCUGCGAACGUGUCGGUUCACUUGACUGCUUACAUGGGCAUGCUAAUACCCUUUAUAUGACUUUUUUACCCGACUACGACUUCUCUGUGCAUAGCUUUUGCAGUGCCACAGACACGGAUUUGGAUUUCCUUGGAUCAGACCUCGACUUCAUCCAACCCAGUUCAAGCACCUUCGACACCGCAUCUACUGCCAGUUUGCGUAGAGGAUGCCCGCGCGUUAACAUCCUUGUCGUGGGAGGCUGGACUGAAGUCCAUUUUUAA
This is a messenger RNA of Cylicocyclus nassatus, 1689 nucleotides long. Lineage: Eukaryota; Metazoa; Nematoda; Chromadorea; Rhabditida; Strongylidae. The record is from the annotation of a GenBank genome assembly.